CAGGUUUCUAACUCGACAUGAAUGAAAAAGAGCUGGCGGAUUCUGUUUUUGGAGGUCUCAUGGCUAAGGCCAUGGGAAAGAUGGUACAUGAGAGCGAAAUCUGCCCUCUUGUCGACCAAAUCGAAGGAAAAGGUCAAACAAACGAAGAACUGCAAGGAUUGAGAUUGAGUCUCAGUGAUUUGCUCUUACGUCAUCCCGAUAAGUUCAUAAAUUGUGGAAAUAGAAAUUGGAGACUUAAUCAAAACAAUCAUGCUUUCCAACAGUUAGCCGAAUCGAUUAGUGAUAAGAAAUCGGGAAAAGGUGGAAAACGUUCGGCGAGAGGUGGAUCAAAUCUUCCAAGUUUCAAUCGAGCACGUAGUGGUGGAAUUCCAAGAAAUCACAAUCAAACGCAUGGAUUUAGACAAAGUGCACCGGCUCACCGUGGUCAUCAUCGUCCACCAGCAGGCAAUCAUGGAUCAUCAUUCCGUCCAAAUCUGAAUAUUUCACAACCUAAUCCAUCAAAUGAUUAUUCGAAAAUGACAGGCCUUCAUUAUCCUGUUUCCAGAAACGUGCUGGCGUCGAACAACGGCUCGAAUAGCAGAUUCUCAAACCAACCACCUCGACGAGAAGAUCAUCAUGAGAAGAUGAUCAUGAGGACACCAUAUAGAGACCCUUCUCCACGACGCGGAAACAAUUAUGGAGACAUAAGAGGACGUCCAGACUCUCGUGAUGGAUAUAAUGGUGAUAGAGAUUCGACUCGUUACUCUUCGCCACGCCGCAAUGAGCAACCAGGAAGACCGUCUUCUCGUGGAUCGAAUAUUUCCGAUUACUCACAAUUCUCCAGUGACACAAAUGCAGAAUCAAAUACAGAACGACGUUCUCGUCCAGAUGCUUCAUCACCUGAUCUUGCUGAUCUUGCUCGGAGAUUCAAUUCGUCGUCUAUCAAUGUACAACCACAACCAUUGGAAUCAGUAGCCUCUAGUGAUGUUUUAUCAAAGAAGAUUGCAAAGGCCGUUCGGAAGAUCAUGAAAAAACUAAACGAAGGCGAAAAAUUGUCACUGGAAAAUUUAUUCGACGAAAUAGAAAGGAAGAACAAAAUUUUAAUACCUGGAAAGAACGGUAAGGAGAAGGAAGACUUCUUGAAGGAUCUCAAGAAAAUAAUGCCUAAAUUGCUUUCCGCUUUGACUAUUGACACUGAAACCGGCGACCUGACUUGGAACGAGGCAGCAGUUACCACAGAUUCACCAAUUCAUGAAUAUAUGGAAGAUGACCUUCAUUAUUAUGUUGUUGAUUACGUCAAAAUGUUGGAUAAGGCUCGAUUUAGAGUCACUGAUGAAGCUGAAAGAUUGUCGAAUGCUACUGGAGUCAGAAUGGAACGUACUUGUGAAAAACUGACAUAUGUAUUAUUCAUCACAUUCGAAGGAGAAUAUCGUUAUGCGUCGGGGAGUAAGACUGAAGUGCUCAAGAUUUCAAAAAUCACAACUGUCGGCGAUGCACCUGAAUUCUAUCAAACUUCUUUUGAACAUAAAAUCUUUGAAAAUGUACCGGCAAAUGCACUUGUCAAGUGUGGAAUUGUUCGAUAUCAAAAUGUUCAAAAGUUUGCAGUCCGUCCUGAGGAGUAUAUAAAACCAUAUGAAAAGAUGAAUCAAGAGAUUCAAGACUUCAUGUCUCAAAUUCGAAAUGAAAAGAGCGUGCCAUUUGAAAUGUGGAGACCAAAUCAUGCGUGUUUAGUACAAUUGAAUGAUUCAACAACUAUUCUCAAAUGGAGUCGUGCCAUGAUCAUAAAAAUAGAGACGCAGCUCAUUUUUCUGUUCAUUCUGGACAGUGGAUUCCGAAAAGUUGUACCAAGUUCCGAUUUGAGAUUAAUGCCGCAAAAGUUUGCAAAACUACCACCAUUUGCAAUUCCUUGCACUCUCGAUGAAUCAGAGGAUGACAAGGAUAAUAUUGAAUUUGGUGGAAAGGAAUAUUUAUCCAAUGGUCCUGGAAAUCUCAGUGUUACUUGCAGCGGAGCCGCAACAGCCUCUGACGGGAUCCUCACAUAUCCAAUAAAGUUAUUCUCUACAUGCCACGGUGGACCCUUGACGAAUAUCAAAGACGUCUUUAUCUGAACUUCAAAUCAUGUUUCUAUCUAAAUGUUGUCGUAGAAACGGACCGAAACACUCAUUUCACAAAUUUCUUUACUUUUUUGCCGAAACGAUGUUUCAAGACUUCGAGAUUUUUUUUGUUUUAUGCCCGUUUUCUACUGUUGUGGUGUUAUGUACGAUCAUCUAUGAUUCCUGUCAAAAAUGCAGAAUUCCCCCAUUUUUUCCCAACUAACGUUUUUCUAUUUGUUUUGAUCCCAUACUUUUCCUUAUAGUAGUUUGGAAUGUAUAUCCGAAUUUCAGAAAUUCCGUCUAAAAGCUGCAACGUUUCUGCCCAUCGCUCAACUUGCUUUCUGUUCACCCUUUCACUCUCAAAGGACAUUUCGAAACUCCAUACCGUUAUUCCUUUUCUUAACCCCCUUCUCACACAAAUGCUGAGCCCAUUGUUCUGACCGUUUUUUCUUCAAUUCUUGGAAGUAUAAACUUUUUGAGUAUUU
Molecule: messenger RNA, 2557 nt
Organism: Caenorhabditis elegans
Lineage: Eukaryota; Metazoa; Nematoda; Chromadorea; Rhabditida; Rhabditidae
Gene: rsd-6
Product: Tudor domain-containing protein
Exons: 11
Coding region: 18-2087 (689 amino acids)
Source: RefSeq, marked reviewed